GCAGGCAGUGUGCGUGUGCUGUGGGAGGAGCUAAAGUUUGGAUGCUUGAAAGCGACCAGCCUUUAGUUUGUAGUAGAGGAGGCUCGUCUUCACACGCACUGAGGAUGGACCUCGCCUCACGGACGAGUUAAUGGACUCAAUAACCUACGCUUUAAAGCGCACUUUACUGCGGAUUUAGAAGAUACAUCGAUCCAUUUUUCGACAGUUGUUCCGGUGACCGUGAAGAUUUCAGCUGUAACCGAGGUCUUUACACUGCAGCUCGUGGAUGAUCCAAGAUGACUUUAACUAAGUGGAGUCUGGUUGGAGCUUAGCACUGAUCAACCGCAGAGCACUAUGAGAAGAUGAAAUCCAGCAGCCUUUAAUCCAGAAAGGAUUCCCCUUCUCUAGACUAAGAGGCUACAAACUGUAUGUAAAGACCACUGGGAAUACAAGACUCGAAUCAAGGACACGAUCCACCCCCCUUUGACUUGCAGGAAGAUGGGAGUGAGAAAAUAACCCUCUGUGGCAUCAAUAGGAGUUUAAUGUGUUCCAAGGAAUCUUAAAACAAACCUUGUACAUCCGUGUUCAUCUUAGACAAGCAGGCAACCAUGUGGACAUUAACUGGGACUGUCCAAUGUCUUCCUGCUGCUGCACUGCUAUUGGCUAGCUUUCUCCAGUCAGUGAUUGCCACUGAGGAAGAUGUCAUACCUCGCAUCAGUUUCCCAUACAAUGCGAAGGAAAGAUCAGCUAAGAGGUUCUCGGUAAACGGCGUCUUUAAUUACACCUCUCUGCUGCUCAGCCAGGAAGACGACAUGCUGUAUGUGGGAGCCAGGGAGGCACUGUUCGCCCUCAGCCUCUCAGACAUCAGCAAAAUCAAGCUGCAGAAGAACCUGACAUGGGGCACUCCUGCUGGAAAAAGAGACGAGUGUAGCUUCAAAGGGAAGAACCUGGAGACUGAUUGCUUCAAUUACGUCAAAAUUCUUCUGCGGCUGAAUAGCACUCAUCUCUAUGUGUGUGGCACCUAUGCCUUCAGUCCUGUCUGCGCCUACAUAAAUACGUCAACAUUCACACUGGAGAGAGAUGAAGAGGGCGAGGUCAUGAUGGAAGAUGGGCGCAGUCGCUGCCCCUUUAAUCCAGAGUAUAAAUCAACUGCCAUCAUUGUUGAUGGUGAAUUAUAUACUGGUACUGUUAGUAACUUUCAAGGGAAUGAACCAGUCAUUUACAAGAGUUUGGGUCAGGGAACUGCUCUGAAGACAGAGAAUUCCUUAAAAUGGCUGCAAGAUCCCGUCUUUGUUGGGUCAGCUUACAUCGAGGAGAGUCAGCCUAUAGGCAACUCUGUGGGCGACGACGACAAGAUUUACUUCUUCUUUAGUGAGGCGGGAAAAGAAUUUGACUUCUUUGACAACACCAUAGUGUCGAGGAUUGCUCGCGUGUGUAAGGGUGAUAAAGGGGGUGAGCGAGUCCUGCAAAAAAAGUGGACUACCUUCCUGAAGGCUCAGCUCCUGUGUUCCCUCCCCGAUGACGGCUUCCCCUUCAACAUUAUCCAAGACAUGUUUGUCCUGAAGCCCACGGGAGACAGCUGGGAGAGCACAGUGUUCUACGGCGUCUUCACUUCUCAGUGGUAUAAAGGCGCCUCGGGAAGCUCCGCGGUCUGUGCCUUCACUAUGGAGCAGGUGAAAAAAGCCUUCAGCGGGCGCUACAGAGAGGUUAACAGGGAGACACAGCAGUGGUACACCUACAACCACCCUGUACCAGAACCACGGCCUGGGGCGUGCGUGACCAACCACGCCAGGCAAAUGGGAAUCCAGUCAUCCUUGCACAUGCCUGAUAAAGUGCUCAACUUUGUCAAGGACCAUUUCCUGAUGGACAGCGCGAUCCGCAGCACGCCACUGCUGCUCAAACGCAGCGUACGCUACACUCAGAUCGCUGUGCACAAGAUCCAGGGCAUGGAGAGAGCUUAUGAUGUGCUCUUUAUUGGCACAGAUGAUGGAAAACUCCAUAAGGCCAUCAAUGCCAAUGACAAGAUGCACAUUAUAGAGGAGAUGAUUCUGUUCGCUGAGCCGCAGCCAGUGCAGCACAUUGAGCUUGAUCCUCAAAGGGGUCUCUUGUUUGUGUCAUCUUACUCUGGCCUGGUGGAGGUUCCUGUAGCUAACUGCUCCAACUACCUGAGCUGUGGUGAGUGUGUGCUGUCCAGAGACCCUUACUGCGCCUGGACCGGACAACUGUGCCAGGAUGUCAGGAUGGCUCCACCUGACAGCCACUGGCAGCAGGACGUGGAGGAGGCUGACACAUCAGCUAUUUGCAACAGGACUCUUCCUAACCCCACAUCUGCCAGACCAGUAGCUUCUCGUGGCUCCCCUUGUCAGCUCAUUACCAUCCCAGCCAACACAUUUAGAGUCCUGCCAUGUAAGCUGCGGUCCAACCUGGCACAGAGGAGGUGGCGUUACAGUGAUAGCGCCAGCCAGUUCCUCUAUGCUACCCCCGAGGGAAACCUGGUAGUUGUGGCUCAGUCUGAAAGGAUUGAGACCUAUCAGUGCUGGUCAGAAGAGGAGGGCUUCCACCAGCUGUUGGCCAACUACUGUGUGAGGGCAGAACCACGCCAGGAGAGUACCACUCUGAUUGGUCACUCCCGCACGCCUCACAUCACGCGCGAGGAGACCAUCAUCCUGCCUGGCGAGUCUCGCUCUGAGCAGGUCCAUACGAAGACGUACUGGAACGAGCUGAUUGUGGUGUGCGCUCUGUUGGCCUUCUCCCUCGUGGUGUUCUCCUUGUUCGUCAUCUACAGGAACCGUGACCACAUGAAGUCCAUGCUGAAGCAGGGCGAGUGCCCUAACAUGCAGCAGAAGAAGCCACGGAUAGUUGGAAAGCCCACAGAGAGUUUACCGCUCAACGGUAACACAAUCCCCGUUUCUACUUCAGAUCACAAGGGCUACCAGACGUUAAACGACAACUACAUCUGCAGCACGCCGACACACGAGUCCUCGCCAGAUAACAGCAAGAGCUUCUCCGAGGCCUCCGACAGGCGGCCGCUUAACCUGAAAGAGAGCCACGUGGAAUACUCCCCAACCUGCCCUCGGCCCAGAGUGAGGUUAGGCUCUGAGAUCAAAGACUCCAUCGUCUGAGAGCACAGCAUUCAUUAAGCGACGACACCCUGUAUCUUCACGAGGGAUACAGGCCACCGAGCAAAGGAGAGGAGACCCAGACAUCCUCCUAUAUCACAGCACAUCUUUUAUUUUUGUCAUCUUAGUUCUGUGAUCAGUGUGGAGGUCAUUUUGUUUAGUCAUUUCCACUCCGAAGCCAGAGGUCGGUCCGGUUUGCUGUGUAAGGCAGAAAAAAAUGAAGCAGCACAAUACUCCAGUUUGAGCCAGGAUCAGGAACCAUGGCAGCUGCUAAGAAUAAUCCUCACACAUUACUUUUUUCUUUCUUGGAGUCAUUCUCAUGGCCACUAACACCAUAUGUGGGUGAGCAUAAGGCUGGGCAAUAUGGGGAUUAAAAAAAAAAUAAAAUAAAAAGAUAAACAGAAGACCUUUUAGUUCCAAUGUUUAUCACACUGUCUUUUUAGGUAUGCAACAAUAAAAAGUUGUCUAGUCUAGAUAUACAUCAUAUACUAUUACAACCACAGACAGCGAAUUUAAAAAUAUUUAUAUUUUACCCAGCCCUGUUUGAGUAAUCUUGCACAUUCUCUGCAGAGUGUGGCAGCCACACGUCUGUUAUUAUGCACACUAGAGCCAAGCUACAGCUACAUGGUGACCAAGAGUUCAGGUUUAGAAGUAUUAUAGUACAUGAAAUGCAUAUUCAUUAAGAUCCACGGAUUAUGGACACAAGUCAUAAACACAUUCGUCCCCAUUCGCUGAAUAAACGUCAUGACUGUAUGAGGAUAAAUAAGAUGAAAGCUGAAGCGGAGGAGGAGAAUACGCCACACCACUGUCUCAAUGAAAAAGGACUGCAACGUUAAGAUGAUAGAAUAUGUGUAAUUAUAUAUGAUGCUACGCCUAUAUGCUGACGUUUACCUCCUGAAUGUAUGUUGUCGUCGAGAGAAAGUCUGUUUCACUCAAACAAAACUGCACCACAGAUGAUUUAGAGAGACGGUUGCAUUUUCGCUCAUCUGAGUCAGCCCUGCUCUUGAGUGUUGACCUGCAGAUUCCAUGAUGGGUUUCUAAAUGGACUUAAAAACAGCUGCCCCCUUUUUUUAUGUGCGUGUGCGUAUUUGUUUGUUUUGUUUUAAUGGAACUGAAAUUCCAAGUGCAGAGAGGCAAAGGAACAAAAAGAAAUGGGGACAGCUUCACCUCCACCAUAUUUGGGGCAGCACCAAAAUCAUCGUUGUGCACUGUGCCAAAAAAAGCUAAACAAAAAUAACUUGUCUUAUCUAAAUGCAAUAGUGCCAUUCUCACAUGCCCAUCUCAUGCUUUGUGUUAGCAUUGAUCACUGUCAAAGAGCACAUGAUGACGGACCCAGGGAAUGGGUUUCGCUAAAAGUAUUGUGGCACUAAUAAUAAAUAAAUGUAAAGUGCAAGGUUGGGGAUUUCUAAGACUGUUAGCUCAUAGCAGACUUUACGGACUGUGUUGGGCAAAAUAAUUGUUGUAAAUUUUAAACCGGGGCCAAAUGUUUUACAUGGCGAUUACGUGCCAUGUGGUUGUCAGGUGUGAAAAUAUUCCAGUUUUCCUUCUGCCAUCUCACCGAGACACAUCUGAGACGGUUGAGCUCAGCUUGUCUACUUUAAGUGCUAAUCAAGCCACUCGAAGUGUAAAACUUACAGAAUAAGUAAUAACUAAUGCUGCUGUAGGGGAAAGGAAAUGUUGCGAGUUCUCUUGUCCAGACUACAGCUGUAUGAUAUCAUGGCAUAGAUACACAGACCUUUUGUAUUAGCUCAGUUUGACCCCGCCCCCACCAGGUUACAG
Molecule: messenger RNA, 4877 nt
Organism: Haplochromis burtoni (Burton's mouthbrooder)
Lineage: Eukaryota; Metazoa; Chordata; Actinopteri; Cichliformes; Cichlidae
Product: semaphorin-4B
Exons: 15
Coding region: 588-3101 (837 amino acids)
Biological process (GO): neural crest cell migration; positive regulation of cell migration; semaphorin-plexin signaling pathway
Molecular function (GO): semaphorin receptor binding; chemorepellent activity
Source: RefSeq, a predicted model, not a curated record